CAGAUGAGUUCCAUGGAGCAAGGCGGCAAGACGGCGGCGCGCGGGUGGGCUGCGAGCGAUGCCUCCGGCCUCCUCUCCCCCUACAACUUCUCAAGAAGGGCUCAGGGCGACGGCGACGGCGACGUGACGAUCAAGGUGCUCUUCUGCGGCAUCUGCCACACGGACCUCCACGUCAUCAAGAACGAGUGGGGCAACGCCAUAUACCCCGUCGUCCCCGGGCACGAGGUCGUCGGCGUCGUCACGGCCGCCGGCCCCGGCGUCACCAAGUUGAAGGCCGGGGACACGGUGGGCGUGGGCUACUUCGUCGACUCCUGCCGCUCCUGCGGGAGCUGCGGCGCGGGACACGAGAAAUACUGCCCCCGGCUCGUGCUCGCCUCCAACGGCGUGGACCGCGACGGCGCGAUCACCAAGGGGGGCUUCUCCGACGUCCUCGUCGUCAACCAGGACUACGUCGUCCGGGUCCCCGAGAGCCUGCCUCCGGAUGGCGCCGCGCCGCUGCUCUGCGCCGGCGUCACGGUGUACAGCCCGAUGGUGCAGUACGCGCUCAACGAGCCAGGCAAGCACCUCGGCGUCGUCGGCCUCGGGGGCCUCGGCCACAUGGCCGUCAAGUUCGCCAAGGCGUUCGGGAUGACGGUCACGGUCAUCAGCUCGUCGCCGGGCAAGCGCGAGGAGGCGCUCUGCCGCCUCGGCGCCGACGCGUUCCUGGUCAGCCAUGACGCCGCCCAAAUGAAGGCGGCGGCGGGCUCCUUGGACGGCAUCAUCGACACGGUGUCAGCCGAGCACCAGAUCGUGCCGCUGCUGGAGCUGCUAAAGCCGAUGGGGCAGAUGGUGGUCGUCGGCGCGCCGAGCAAGCCGCUGGAGCUGCCGGCGCACGCCAUCAUCGCAGGCGGGAAGCGCGUCUCCGGGAACGGCGUGGGGAGCAUCGCGGACUGCCAGGCGAUGCUGGAUUUCGCCGGGGAGCACGGCAUCGCCGCGGACAUCGAGGUCGUGGGGAUGGACUACGUCAACACGGCGUUCGAGCGGCUCGAGAGGAACGACGUGAGGUACCGCUUCGUCGUCGACGUCGCCGGCAGCCACCUGGACGCCACUGCUUAGGCGCCAGGAGCCCAGGAUUCGUGUGGUUCGGGUCAUGU
Panicum virgatum (switchgrass) is the source of this 1133-nucleotide messenger RNA. Its product is annotated as probable cinnamyl alcohol dehydrogenase 8D. Bases 4 to 1095 code for a protein of 363 amino acids. NCBI's taxonomy places the organism in Eukaryota, Viridiplantae, Streptophyta, Magnoliopsida, Poales, Poaceae. The transcript is spliced from 4 exons. Gene Ontology annotation, biological process: lignin biosynthetic process. Gene Ontology annotation, molecular function: cinnamyl-alcohol dehydrogenase activity; zinc ion binding. The record is from RefSeq and is a predicted model, not a curated record.